AUGUGGAUGAACAACAAUAGCAAACACAUUCAUCGGAAAUUAUUUCCAUUUCCAUCUCCGAUGAAUAAUGAUUCAUUAUCAAUAUCGGAAGUAGACGGAGGUGUGUUUGAAGAAGAGGCGGCCUUCAGAAGAUUCGCAUGGCCGCCAAGAUCGUACAGUUGCAGCUUCUGCAGAAGAGAGUUCCGGUCGGCACAAGCUCUCGGCGGCCACAUGAACGUCCACCGCCGUGAUAGGGCCAGGCAGAGGCUCAAGCACCAACCCUCUCCUCCUCCUCCGCCGCCGCCACAGGCGGCUGCUGGUGAAACUGCUGGAAUUCUUCACCACCACCACCAAAAACACAAUUUUUAUAAGAAGCGUGCAGAUGGCGAAAAGUCGGUGGAAAAACGUGAUUCGUUAUCAGCUGCAGUGGUCUGUAAGAGACAUAAAAAAAGUCCGUUAAUGGCGGCGGCGCCGCUGUUCUAUCACAGUAAAGUACUCGUGUCUUCAUCAACUGAGAUAGAUCUUGAGCUCAGAUUAGGGUUGGGUUUUCACAUUCAUGGUUGA
Molecule: messenger RNA, 543 nt
Organism: Erythranthe guttata (spotted monkey flower)
Lineage: Eukaryota; Viridiplantae; Streptophyta; Magnoliopsida; Lamiales; Phrymaceae
Source: RefSeq, a predicted model, not a curated record